AUGUCUGAAACUACAGAAACCACAGAAUCGGAAUCAGCGAUUCAGAAAGUGCCCUCCCAUAUAGUCCCUGCUACUUCUUAUGGAUAUAAGAUGGAAAAGCAGGGAGCACAGAAUAUUGCCUUGGUGAAUGGUACACCUUAUCCCGUUCCAAAGUUUGAUGAUCCAUACAAAAAGAGAGAGUGGAUGUUGGAGCAUAUGGCAGGGGCAUUUAGAGUUUUUGGUAGAAGAGGAUUUGGAGAGGGUUCUGCUGGACAUAUAUCUAUUAGGGAUCCGGUGGAUCCAAACACAUUCUGGAUUAACCCUCUUGGUGUUCACUUCUCAUUAUUGACUGCCUCUGAUAUGAUACAUAUGGAUAUGGAUGGCCAUAUGCUCAGAGAUGGAAAUACAACGGGUUCAGUUAAUGCAGCGGGCUUUUCGAUUCAUUCAGCAUUUCUGAAAGCACGUCCAGAUGUUAAUGCUGCAUGCCACACACAUUCGGUCUUUGGUAAAGCAUACUCCGCAUUCGGUAAACCCCUUGAUAUGCUUAACCAAGAUGGAUGUCUUUUUUAUAAAAAUCAGGCUGUGUACACAGGCUUCGGAGGAGUCGCAAUAGAGAAGGAAGAAGGUCGCAGAAUUGCAAAAGCUGCCGGUAAGGCCAAUGCGAUCAUAUUGCAGAAUCAUGGUUUGCUGACUGCCGGAACAACUGUCGAUGAGGCGGCAUAUCUUUAUACGUUAAUGGAGAGGACUUGUCAAUGUCAGUUGCUUGCAGAUGCUGCUGAAAGUGAUGGAAGAAAAAAAGUCAUCAUUCCAGACGAGACAGCUGAAUACACAAAGUUUAUGGAUUAUGACCCUGAAUCAAUGUAUCUUGAAUUUCAAGUGGAUCUGGGUUAUGAGAUUGCAAAAGAUAACAGCUUCAUGAGUUUCACUAAUGCAAAAAAUGCUAAGUAA
This is a messenger RNA of Brettanomyces bruxellensis, 927 nucleotides long. RefSeq lists its product as uncharacterized. The transcript has a single exon. The record is from RefSeq and is a predicted model, not a curated record. Bases 1 to 927 code for a protein of 308 amino acids. Gene Ontology annotation, cellular component: cytoskeleton. Lineage: Eukaryota; Fungi; Ascomycota; Pichiomycetes; Pichiales; Pichiaceae. Gene Ontology annotation, molecular function: actin filament binding.